UGCUGAACGCUUGGAUUCCUCUUGGAACUGUGGUGACUUGUGGAUAGCAGGGGUGCUCUGCUGAUUCAUUUUCAUCACUGUCAACAUGGUGAUCAAAGUAUUUGUAGCCACAUCUUCGGGGUCUACAGCGAUCAAAAAGAAACAGCAAGAAGUAGUGGGCUUUUUAGAGGCCAACAAGAUUGACUUUCAGCAAAUGGACAUAGCAGGUGAUGAAGACAACAGGAAAUGGAUGAGAGAGAAUGUCCCAGGUGAAAAAAAGCCUCAAAAUGGAAUUCCUCUUCCUCCACAGAUCUUCAAUGAGGAGCGGUACUGUGGGGAUUUUGAAUCCUUUUUCUCUGCUAAAGAAGAAAAUAUUAUUUAUUCAUUCCUGGGUCUUGCUCCUCCUCCAGGUACAAAGGAAUCUGAAAAGUCUGAUGCCACGGAUGAAACUGAGGCACACACAGAAGACAAGGGAGAUGAAGGGACUCAUGAAGAGGCUCAGUCUGCUCAGUCACCAUCAGAAGAUCAACAGGAAAGCAAGGAAGAACAUGCAGCCACAGGGGAAGAAGAAGAAAAGCAGGAAGAGGGAGAAGAAAAGGAAGAGGUAGAGGAGCAAGAAGAGUCUUAGUACGCUUCACUAUGACACAUUCUUUCUUGAACAGGCGUUCAGGUUAUGCAAAAUCCUUCACCUUGCCUUAUGUUUCUCCUGAAGUUUCUGGUGUGUGUAAGACCCCAACCACAAGGAUACAGUCUUCACUGAAGGAAAGGCAUGUUCCAGUCCCUCCUGCUGAAGCCUCGUCAAUCUUCAUGGAUACAUUCAUGUUUGCUGGGCCAGAGAGGCAGAGAAAAUUAAUCCAUGUUCAGGCUGUAACUCUUGGUUAGAAGUUCACUGGUGAGGAAGGAGCUUGGAUUUCAGUCCCUUGUAUGAUUACUUUUUAUGGGAUUUCUAAAAUCUGCUUAUAGAGGAAGGGAGGGGAUGAGAAAUGCUUAUUGCCAAAGUAGUCCAUAGCUUCAUAGGCAAAACAAUCUCCAAAGGAAGCACAGGUUUAUGUUUAGUUGAUCAAGAAGAGGCUGGCUUUUCAAGCUGCGAUCUCCUAUACUGUGAC
Falco peregrinus (peregrine falcon) is the source of this 1085-nucleotide messenger RNA. It is a transcript of the gene SH3BGR, whose product is annotated as SH3 domain binding glutamate rich protein. NCBI's taxonomy places the organism in Eukaryota, Metazoa, Chordata, Aves, Falconiformes, Falconidae. Gene Ontology annotation, cellular component: cytoplasm. The transcript is spliced from 7 exons. The record is from RefSeq and is a predicted model, not a curated record. The coding region runs from base 86 to 607 and encodes 173 amino acids.